CUUGUCGAAGGAACGCCUUUCCUCUUUCCUAAUCUAAUGUUUGAUAGACUCAUGUCGUCUCGGAAAGAUUUUACUAUGUUGUUUGAGUGUACAAUAUGCCUUCCGCCGCCGCAUGUCCCCGACUUCUUCCCUUUCUCUUCUUCUUUCUCUUCCUCGUUCCUCACCUUCUCUCUCCACCUCUGUUGUGCUUUUGGGGGGAGUUCAGCCAGCACGAUCGGACAUGGCCUGCAUAUGACCGACGAUGUUCCUGGCUCUCUUCGAUUCUCCCCUGGCACGGUGCCAUGUAUUUCCCCUUCGAACGUACAUUGUUUUUCGAUGCAGCGAUUCAUAUCCCCUCCCGGCCCUCUCUUUGUGUACAUAAUUUCUCUCUCUCUCUCUCUCUCUCUUUCUUUCUUUCUUUCUUUCUUUCUUCAUUUUUCUCCGUGCCUCGUGUCUGUUUAUAUCUGCAUGUCGUUCCAGCAAUUGUUGCAUUUUUGUUGCGGUGGAGGAUUCCGUGGCGCAUGGCCGAGUGUCUUUCGGCGCGCAGGCGUGACGAAGGGGCGCCGGGGACCUUGUGAUAUGGCUUUCAUACAUCUACUGACUGACUGACUGACUGACUGACUCCCCCGGGCGAGUAGAAGUAGUUGUAUGUGUAUAUUCCUG
Molecule: messenger RNA, 642 nt
Organism: Aspergillus heteromorphus CBS 117.55
Lineage: Eukaryota; Fungi; Ascomycota; Eurotiomycetes; Eurotiales; Aspergillaceae
Exons: 1
Coding region: 96-557 (153 amino acids)
Source: RefSeq, a predicted model, not a curated record